Gracilinanus agilis (Agile Gracile Mouse Opossum) is the source of this 3662-nucleotide messenger RNA. It is a transcript of the gene PLS1, whose product is annotated as plastin 1. Gene Ontology annotation, cellular component: actin filament; actin filament bundle; cytoplasm. Lineage: Eukaryota; Metazoa; Chordata; Mammalia; Didelphimorphia; Didelphidae. Gene Ontology annotation, molecular function: calcium ion binding; actin filament binding. The coding region runs from base 104 to 1828 and encodes 574 amino acids. The transcript is spliced from 14 exons. Gene Ontology annotation, biological process: actin filament bundle assembly; actin filament network formation. The record is from RefSeq and is a predicted model, not a curated record.
GGGAGGCAACGCUGGCGGGCGGAGCUGUAGCCGCCCCAAAGCUUGGGAGCUGGAGCCCGAGCCCAUCUAAAGCAUAGAAAGCAAAAACUUCUGUUGUUCAAAGAUGGAAAAUAAUACAACUACCAUUUCUCGGGAAGAAUUGGAAGAACUUCAAGAAGCAUUCAAUAAAAUAGAUAUUGACAACAGUGGCUAUGUUAGUGACUAUGAGCUUCAGGAUCUUUUUAAAGAGGCCAGGCUCCCCCUGCCAGGCUACAAGGUGCGAGAAAUUGUGGAGAAAAUUCUAGCGGUGGCUGACCACAACAAAGAUGGCAAAAUCAACUUUGAAGAGUUUGUAUCGUUAAUGCAGGAAUUAAAAAGCAAAGACAUCAGUAAAACAUUCAGAAAAAUCAUAAACAAAAAGGAGGGAAUUACUGCCAUCGGAGGAACCUCAGCCAUUUCCAGUGAGGGGACCCAACAUUCUUAUGCAGGUAAAAACGUCAGAGUAGCUAAUGUGGUCAUCCAAGAAGUUGAAGCAGAAAACUUAAAUCUAGCAUUGAAUUCAGCAUCAGCCAUUGGCUGCACUGUAGUUAACAUCGGAGCCCAAGAUCUGAAGGAAGGAAAGCCACAUUUGGUUAUGGGACUUCUAUGGCAGAUCAUUAAAGUUGGUCUUUUUGCUGAUAUUGAAAUUUCCAGGAAUGAAGCUCUGAUUGCCUUAUUAAAUGAGGGAGAAGAACUAGAACAGCUCAUGAAGCUUUCUCCAGAAGAUCUCUUGCUACGAUGGGUAAACUUUCACCUGACUAAUGCAGGAUGGCAGAAAAUCAGCAACUUCAGUCAAGAUAUUAAGGAUUCCAGGGCCUACUUUCAUCUGCUCAAUCAGAUUGCCCCCAAAGGAGACAAAGAUGAUCAACUUCCUAUUACCAUUGACCUUUCAGGAUUUAAUGAGAAAAAUGAUCUGAAGAGAGCUGGGCUGAUGCUUCAGGAAGCUGACAAACUGGGCUGUAGACAGUUUGUUUCUCCAGCAGAUGUGGUUUCUGGAAAUCCUAAACUUAAUUUAGCUUUUGUAGCAAAUCUGUUUAACACAUAUCCAUGUCUACACAAGCCUGAGAAUAAUGACAUUGAUUUGAAUUUGUUAGAAGGAGAAAGCAAAGAAGAGAGAACAUUCCGGAACUGGAUGAAUUCUUUGGGUGUCAAUCCAUAUAUUAAUCAUUUGUACAGUGACCUGGCUGAUGCUUUAGUGAUCUUUCAGCUGUAUGAAAUGACUCGGGUACCAGUGGAGUGGAGCCAUGUCAAUAAACCUCCCUAUCCUGCACUUGGGGGUAACAUGAAAAAGCUUGAAAAUUGUAACUAUGCAGUGGAACUUGGAAAGAAUAAGGCCAAAUUCUCCCUGGUGGGGAUUGCUGGACAGGACUUACAUGAAGGGAAUUCAACUCUUACCCUGGCAUUGCUAUGGCAGCUGAUGAGAAGAUAUACAGUGAAUGUACUAUCAGAUCUUGGAGAAGGUGAAAAAGUAAAUGAUGAAAUUAUCAUUAAAUGGGUGAAUCAAACUCUUGCGGAUGCAAAUAAAAAAACUUCCAUUUCCAGCUUCAAGGAUAAAUCCAUUAGCACGAGUUUACCUGUAUUAGAUUUAAUAGACGCCAUCGCACCAAAUGCAAUUCGUAAAGAAAUGGUCAGAAGAGAAGACUUGUCCCAUGAAGACAAGCUGAAUAAUGCUAAAUAUGCCAUUUCAGUUGCUCGAAAGAUUGGUGCACGGAUAUAUGCCCUACCGGACGACUUGGUAGAAGUGAAGCCAAAGAUGGUUAUGACGGUGUUUGCAUGCUUAAUGGGGAAAGGCCUGAACAAAAUAAAAUAAUGAAAUAUGAAAUUAAUAUUCUGCCAUGUUCAACAUAUUGAAUGCCUCACAGUUUACAGAAUUCCGAAGUUUAGUGUGUAUAAAACCAGAGAUUAUUUGUAUGCACAAUGGUUAUAUAUUCAUUAAUGAUAUUUAAUAUCUUGUUUAUACUAGUUAGAACUUGUCAGCCUUCCCAGAUAAUAUAAUUAAUUUAGUAAUUAAUUCUGGUGAUAGAAAAUGUUCAUUACCAUACUCAGAUUUUGUCAUUGAAUUAUUUCUUUUCCCUAAAAUACCAUUAAAUCAUGACUGUUUUUUUUUUUGUGAUGUAAAAAAGAUCAACUAACUCAAUAUAUUAUUUCAGGACCUGCUGAGGAAAAUGUGUUUUUUUUUUUGUUAUUUAAUUUUAAUCAGUAAUGUAUUUAAAGUCAUGCUCUAUAAUUCAUCCUUUUUAUUUUUUUCUUUCAAAUAUGUAACAUGGGCAGCAAACUAGCCUUCUGUAAAUUUCUAUAUUGUCUAAAUUUGAAAGUGACAAAUAUUGCUCAUUAAUAUUAAACCUUUUAUAUGAGAAAACACUCUUAAAUAAACCCAAAAUUUUGUUCUCUUGUUUAAAUAGCUAUAGCUUUCUACGGAAAACAUAACUGAGACUCUAGUGCUAAUACUUUUACUUUUAGUCAUUUGAUAAUGUGGCAUUAAACAUAUGGCAUAUUCAAACUUAGCAAGAUAUCAUUUAUAGAGUGUAUAUUGAGCAAAAACAUUUAAAAUAUUUAAAGUUCUGAAAAUCCUAUAAGAGAAUUUGUCUAAUCAAUCAACAAGUAUUUACUUUGUGUCCAGCAAUGUUCAAUUUCUGGAUUUCUGGCAUAUGAACAUUUUAGGAAUUCUCUCAUUUAAACUCACAAUUGGUCGCCUCCUGCCUCUUUCUUUAUGGGCUCUCUUUGUGACCAGACCUCAGCGAGCAUAUAGCUAGAUAUGUUGACCUCAUCUUGCACUGGUUACAGCCCACUUAGGAAUCAAUAAAUGAUGUUCUCUCUGUAAAAAUGAAUAAGGCUAAUAUUUGGUGGAUAAUAUAUUUUCAUGUUUUUUUCAUAGCUGGAGAGGCAACAGGGUACAGUGAUAAAAAGAUGGGGAGUCAGAGAGCCUGGUUUCAAACCCCAGUUCUGCUGUUUACCACUCUGGGGACCCUGGCUAAAUUGCUUGACAAAUACAAACCUUAGAUCUCUCAUCUUUAAGAUGAGAACAUUAAACAAGGUGACCUCUGGAUCUCUUCUGACUCUCUAUACCUAUGAUCCUAAGUUUCCUUCAGAUUGGGAAUAGAUGGUUCCUGCCUGUAUCUGUCAGGUACCAGUUGGAUUAGAUGACUUCUAAGAUCCCCUACACCUUGAAAUUCUACGUAUAGGAGUAGAUUAGGUUUUUAGACAAUCCAUUUUCAUGGUUGGUCGCUAUCACUUAAAAUUCCAAAGUUUCCACCUUCAAACUCUGAUGCUGGUGCCAUGUAACAAAAGCUCUAUCACGUAUACUUCACAGGGAAUAAGUAGACCGAAUUUCCUCUUCUGUAUUUACCACUGAUAAGUGUAUGAAAAGGUGUCAGGGAAAAGAAAGAACAUCCAUGUCUUUGGGAAGGAAUAUUUGUAAUAAAGUGACUUGAAUGUAGAAUCUUAAUGGAACAUAUCAUUACAAAAAAGAUAUUUUGCCUUCAUUUUCUAUUGUGACUAGGAUAUUCCAAUGUAUAGAUUUAAACAAUGUUCUCACUCUUCAAUAAGAUAAUUUAAAUCACAUUUUCAAUCCCCCCUCUGAUUUUAGCCACUAUAUUGUUAUUAAAUUUAUAUAAAUUAUGACACUUGAGGAUAUUUCCCCUGAC